GACGGAGUGGAUCGUAAGGUCAGUGUCCACAUUAGACCGAGGUGAACAGAGAAGAUGACCGGACAGAACCGGGUGAUCGCUUUCGUGGCAAUUUUGCUGGCUUUUGUCAAUGAUUCCACCUCACUGGAUUUAUCCCACUCCAGGGACAUCCGGAGGGUUUUCAAUGAAUCAGAAGAGGCCAGACAGCUCGAUUUGCGGAUUGAAACCGAGGUUGAACCCCUCGAUGCUGUGAUUGUUAAAGCCGUUGAGAUACCCGAGGAGAAGAUCACCUACGAGGGCUCGCAACUCUGGAGGGUUAAUGUCGCGGGAGAGCAAGUUGAUUUUGUUAAUUACUUGCAAGAAACCGGUGAGGUAUCGAAAUGGACUGGUAAUGACUCCGCGGUCGAUGUCCUCGUUCGUCCUGACAUGAUACCCCGCGUCUCGCGCUUCCUCCGCGAACGCGAAGUCAAGUACGAUGUAAUUAUACCAGAUCUGCAGCAAGCAAUUGAUCAAGAGAAUCCAGUGGAUGAAGAAGCACUGGAGGAACUAGCUGGACGCAAAGGUCAUCGAAUGGAGUGGACGAGUUAUCAUCACCUGGAGGAUAUCCACGGUUAUCUCGAUUAUUUAUCAGAGACCUAUCCGGAGAUCUGUUCUGUAAUGUCAAUCGGUAAUUCCGUGGAGGGGAGACCUCUGAAGGUCCUUCGUAUAUCGAGGGGCGAGCCAAAUGUACCGGCAAUUUGGAUCGACGGUGGCAUUCAUGCACGUGAAUGGAUUUCACCUGCCUCCGUCACGUACAUUAUAAAUUACCUGGUGGAGAACAGUGACGAGCUAAAAGCUGAUUACUAUGUUCUGCCUGUCGUCAAUCCCGAUGGAUACGAGUACACGUUUCGUGGUGAUAGACUUUGGAGAAAGAACAGAAGUAGUCCGGAAAAAGGUGGUGUGUGCAUCGGCGUGGAUUUGAAUAGAAAUUUUGGGUAUCGUUGGGGUGGACUGGGUACCAGCAAACAACCGUGCAGAGAAAUUUUUGCUGGUACUGGGCCAUUCUCAGAGCCUGAAACUGCCGCCAUCAAGAAUUUUUUCGAUGCCAGUGCAGCUGAUUUCAAAGGAUAUUUGACAUUCCACAGCUACGGUCAGUACAUCCUGUAUCCCUGGGGGUACGAUCGUCGAGUUCCCCCUGAUUACGCUGACCUCGAGAGAUUGGGUCAGCAAUCAGCUCAAGCAAUGAAAUCAGCUGGUGGAUCUGGGAGUAUUUAUACAGUGGGGAAUAGUGCAACCACCUUGUAUGCAGCAGCUGGUGGUGCUGAUGACUGGGCUAAGGCCUACCUCAAGAUCAAAUACGCAUAUACCAUCGAACUCAGGGACAAGGGCAAGCACGGCUUCAUUUUACCAGCUAAUUACAUUAUACCAACGGCCAAAGAGGCACUUGCUGCGGUAUUAACUGUCACUGAGGCAUGCACCAAGUUGUAAAAUUGCAUCAGUAUUUUAAUUCCAUUAGACAUCUGAAUAAUCGUGAUUACUUUAGUAUUUAAAACCCUAUCUCUUCCUAAUUAUCCCCAUUAUAUUGUUUAUUAAAUAAAUAUAAUGGCUUGUUA
Molecule: messenger RNA, 1571 nt
Organism: Fopius arisanus
Lineage: Eukaryota; Metazoa; Arthropoda; Insecta; Hymenoptera; Braconidae
Product: carboxypeptidase B
Exons: 5
Coding region: 55-1446 (463 amino acids)
Biological process (GO): proteolysis
Molecular function (GO): zinc ion binding; metallocarboxypeptidase activity
Source: RefSeq, a predicted model, not a curated record